Messenger RNA from Sebastes umbrosus (honeycomb rockfish), 5252 nucleotides. RefSeq names its product glypican 4 (gene gpc4). Lineage: Eukaryota; Metazoa; Chordata; Actinopteri; Perciformes; Sebastidae. Gene Ontology annotation, cellular component: plasma membrane; extracellular region; synapse. Bases 711 to 2405 code for a protein of 564 amino acids. The transcript is spliced from 9 exons. The record is from RefSeq and is a predicted model, not a curated record. Gene Ontology annotation, biological process: regulation of signal transduction; cell migration; regulation of protein localization to membrane.
UUAUUAUUGAAUUGACGCUUUGGCAAUAUUGUUCUCCUGACAGUCAUGCCAAUAAAGCAUAUUGAAUUGACUAGAGAGAGAUGUAGUGUUUGGAGUCCCUGCUCCAUUGCUCCACCCCUGGUGUUCCUGUUCUCCAGGUCUUUGUCCCCGGAACUUGCACUCACUCCUGGGUGUCCACUAGGGUUUUUUCUGCUCGCAUCUGGAUCCCAGUCCGACUAGCAUACAGUCCAGUGUCCUGUCCUACAGAAAAACCACGGCCUCCUCAAGUUUGGAAAGAAAAGAAAAGGAAGAAAAGCAAGCAGAAAGCUCUUCCCAGCAGAGCUUCUCCUCUCCUCCUCCUGGUUUAUCCUCUCUGGUCGCAGCUGAGCAGCCGCACUGUGAUUCUCACAUUCUUCUCUGCAGUUAAAACAAACUUUUUUUACGUGUUUUAAAACUUCUUUUGUCGCUUUUUCGUGUUUUUUCGAUUGAGUCUGGAACUCGACAUUCACCACACAUCUCCGUGCUUUUAGACGGACGACUUUUGACCACAUUUUCGGUGUUUUUCGGUGUUUUUCGGUGUUUUUUCUUCCUCCCUCAGAGAGUUGUGUCGGAGGUGCUGUCUCCAUGAGGACACUCAGCCUGGGAGUCGCUCAAACUUUGUCCUAGCUUUACACACACCUGAGCGACAUAUACUUUUAGUUCUUUAGGUGUUUUUUCCUCGUGCCAGCAGCAUGAAGGGGCUGUUGUGUGUGCUGUGUGCGCUCUGCUCGCUGGUCGUGUUGUGUGAGUCUGUGACUGCAGAGCAACAGUUGAAGAACUGCAACGACGUCCGAGCUGCUUACAGCUCCAAAGGCUUCAACGUCAACGACGUGCCCAACAAAGGAGUCAACGGAGCCCCGUUGAAAGUGUGUCCGCAGGGUUUCUCCUGCUGCACGGUGGAGAUGGAGGAGAAGCUGAGCCAGCAGAGCCACACGGAGAUCAAAGCUCCCGUCUCCAGGCUUAGCACCAACUUACAAUCCACCUUCAGACAGAGGCACGACCACUUUGACAAGUUUUUCCGUGAGCUUUUGAAAAACGCAGAAGUCUCACUGCACAACAUGUUUGUGCGGACGUACGGCAUGAUGUACGUGCAGAACGCGGAGCUGUUCAAGAAAUUCUUCGAGUCCCUGACUCGGUACUACAAUUCCGGCAGCGCCGCCGUCAACCUGGACUCUACGCUGUCGGACUUCUGGAACGACCUCCUGGAGAGGAUGUUCCAGCUGGUCAACGUGCAGUACGAGUUCAGCGACGCCUACAUGGAGUGCGUCAGCCGGCACACCGAGCAGCUGCAGCCCUUCGGCGACGUGCCCCGCAAGCUCCGCAUCCAGCUGACGCGGGCCUUUGUCGCCGCGCGUACCUUCAUGCGCGGCCUGACGCUCAUGCCAGAGGUGGUCAAUAAAGUUUCUAUGGUCAGCGCGUCUCCCAGCUGUGUGCGAGCGUCCAUGAAGAUGUUGUACUGUCCCUACUGCUCGGGCCAAGUGGCCCUGAAGCCCUGCGGGAAUUACUGCCUGAACGUGCUGCGUGGGUGUUUGGCCAACCAGGCCGACUUGGACACCGAAUGGAACAACUUCCUCGAUGCCAUGCUCAGUCUGGCCGACAGGCUCGAAGGUCCCUUUAAUUUUGAGUCCGUCAUGGAUCCCAUCGACGUGAAGAUUUCAGACGCCAUCAUGAACAUGCAGGAGAACAGCAUGCAAGUGUCGCAGAAAGUUUUCCAAGGAUGUGGGCAGCCUAAACCAAGCAUGGCCUUCCGUUCCAAACGCUCGAUCAAAGAUACGGGCUUCAACGGCCGCUUCCGCCCUUACAGUCCUGACGCCAGGCCCACUACCGCUGCCGGGACCAGUUUAGAUCGUUUGACAAUUGACGUGAAAAAGAAGCUGAAACAUGCAAAGAAGUUCUGGUCCACAUUGCCAGAGACGGUGUGUGCAGGUGAGAGGAUUGCACCAGGGGACGAGUGCUGGAAUGGAACAGCCAAAAGCAGGUACGAGUCAGUUGUCAUUGGCAACGGACUGGCCAAUCAGGUAUCAAACCCUGACGUGGAAGUGGACAUAACAAAACCAGACAUUGUGAUUCGCAGUCAGAUUGCAGUUUUGAAGGAAAUGACGAGCUGGCUCAAAGCUGCACACAGCGGCAACGACAUCUCUAUUGAUAACGGUGAGGAUGAUGAGGAUAGCAGUGGAGGAGAGGAGAGCGGCAGCGGUUGCGAGGCCGAGUCCUGCGACACAGACCAGGACAUCUACUUCUCCACUCCACCGAACCCCGGCAACCCCCGGGUCAAACCAGUGGUGGUGGGCAGAGAUCUGUCAGAUGUGGGGGUCGCCUCACAGGGAAGCAUGGCGCUGGCGCUCUGCGGGCUGGCCCUGGCCCUGCUCGCUCCCCACUUGAGAUAAAACUGGCUGGGCAGGAAGAGGAAAGAGAAACGACCAGGAAUGACGGAGCGAAGGAGGAAACUGUCAGAGAGACUUUUAAAAAAGACUGCCUUCAGGACCUUGGACUGUCCGCCAUUGAGGGGGGGAAAGACUCUUCUUAAUAUUACAAUAACUUCACUUUUAAUUAUUUGUUUGUAUGUUUUUAAGGACAUCAGUGUACAGCAAUUUUCUUCCCAAGAAAUCCACCUUUUUCCCCCUUUCCCCCCCAGAUAAACCUUAUGGCUCUUUUGGAGCUCCACUAUGGUUCUGCUUGCAGCAUUACAAACAUCAUAUAAUUGUCUUAUUUUGGCAAUUUAAUCUCCUAAUACAUAUUUGUGCCUUCUUCAAUGAUUGCCAUCUGAUAUCUAAAUAGUAAGCAAGAUGUUUGGUUGAACAUAUGCAGUGCCUGUGGUGGGACGUAUCUUCAUAUUUCUGAGGAUGUUUCCAUAAUUCAGAGAUCAACAAAUCAUGUUAUGAAUGUUAACAAUUCAUAACAAUCAUUUUAAAUGUGCACACUGUGAAUGUUUGUGUCCGUGCAUUUAUACAUUUUUAUCAGCCAGUCAGAAAUUAUGAAGCUAGCUGUUGAUCUCAGCUAAGGCUCAGUUUGCUUUGGAGAGUAAAUCAUCUUCAUCUGUCAGAAAUACAGCGAUAGGAGUUACAGCACAGGUGUUUAUGUUUGACCUGGAGAUGGAAUCAUUCUUUAGAAGAGCUUCUGUGGCGCUCCGCGAGCCCAAACAUGCAUAUUGUAUGUGAGCUUUAUUCACAAGCUAACUUUUAAUUUUCUUCAUUCAUUUUUUAAUUUAAUUUUCCUCAGCUUAAAACAGUCCAAUAGUAAGGUCAUACCUCAUGCAUGCUCUCAUUGUCAAUGCAAUCUAGUGAUGUUGAAAGUGUCUGAGUUGAGAUAACGCGGCUGGCGUCCUGGUGAAAGGCAACUGGCGUGGAAGGAGAAGGACUCCCCUGGCAUUAACCCGAAAAGAAGGCAAAGCUGACAAGUCCCGAACGGCCUUUUUUGGUACUGUGAGCUCAGUUCGGCACAGAGGAUCUGACUCUAUACGGUCUUAUCGUCUGAGAAGAGAAGGUGGCGACACGUACGUUCACAUUAAAACUAGAGAAGAGGAACAAAAAGACAGUGCUUUGAUCAAAUGAAAUCAAGAUUAUUUUAAUACAGGGUUUUAUGUUGAAGAGGUGUUGUAAUGUUUAGCUAUUUUUGGUAUGAAGAUAUAUAUUAGGUACUACAGUGGAUUUUACUGCUAGUUUUAGGUGAUGGAAAGAGGACGAUGUGCACAGAUAUCGGGGGGCACUUUUGGUCAGUGUGCACAGUUUUUUGGUGCUUUUUUUUUAUUUUCGCCCACAUCCCCCGUCCCACGUCCCACAACACACACUUGUGCCUCUUAAACGGCCCAUAUCAGUCAGUAUGAACUGACUCUGAACCAUUUCAUCUACCUAUCCUCAUCCUCAUCAUUUCAACUUGAGGUGGAAUGUUGAAGUAUUGUCACAAGUGCUACCAAAAUGAAUGCAAUGAAUGGUGCCUGAUCUUCUUUUUUUUUUUUUUUUUUUUAAACCUUGGUACAUUAUUAGCAACUUCUUGAGGUAAAAAAAAAGAAUGUUAGAUGAUUUGUAUCUGCUCCGAUUCCCUGCAGGGUGUUUGAGUAUAUUGUUACCCGCUGACAAGCACAACAUGAGAUUUUCUAUAUCGUCUAUAAUUUGAUAACGGGGUCUGUAAGUUGCCAAUUCAUCUCUAAAAUGAUGCUGCCUCAUGUAGUUUUUGUACAGUAACUUAUGCAUGUAUUUUAACGGCAUUGCAAACAUGCUUUUAGAACUGAUCCAAAAGACAGUAUUCAGAAUGUUUCGAUAUGCAAAACUUAGGUGAAAAUAAUUAAUUUGUUAAAUUGAUUAAAUUGAUCCGAUUUGGUGGAUUUGAAUAUGCAUUUUGUAAAAAAAAGAAAAGAAAAAUGGAUUGGCAUGUUUCAUAUUUGUCUGCAGGUCUGAAACAAUUGGCUGCAGUUAUGACAGAUGGGAACCUUUGUGCCUUUUGUUAGACUUUGAAUUGACAUGUUGAUUGUAAGCUCACAUGAAAUUUUCUUCUAAAAAUAAGUGUUCAACUGACACAAAUCAACAAGGACAUAAAUAUUAAGAAUCUGACUUUGAAGGAUUUGAUGAAACAGCUAAGCAACCUACAUAAAAUCCUGAAGCCUUAAAUGAAAGGAAUGAAGCUGUGCUACAGCAGCUUGAUUUGGCGUUACCUCUCUGCAUGUGACCGGUCCAAUUCAGUUCUCCGGAUUUUUUUUUUUGUGUGUUCCACCAACAUUUCUACCAGGGCUUGUGCAUGUGUUCGCGUCAUGUGGAAGAGAUGUGUCGAGUGUGAAGAAAACCCAACGUUGUGAGAGUCGGAGGAAACGUUUCGGGUGAUGAUGGUAAAUGUCUGUGCUUCCGGGCCAGGGCAGCAACAUUUCCCGGCUGGCGGGAGUCGGUCCAGCUGCUGGAUGUUGUUCAUUUGAUCCACAGAGCAACUUCAGUCUAGUGACUUCAAAGUUGAGUUGGACAGGUGUUGAAAACCCUUCCAUCAGCCUUCGGCCCACAAGAACAGAAAGGACUCAUGUUCUGAGGAGAGACUGAGUGACUGAGAAGAAUAAAAAAUGUGUAAAUAAAGAGCAGCCGGUUUAGAUGUCUCUAAAAGAGGCCGUAACAGUACACCAGAUUUUUACUUGUCAGAGUAUCUCCUAAAUGUUAUGGAAAAAACAAGAUGAGAUAGAUGUUAAAUUGUAAGAGAAAAUGUAUAUUAAACAACAUUUCUUAGUCUUGUUGAAAUAAAGACUGCCAAUAUUUAAA